AUCAUCUCUUUGAGUUUGCAAUUCCAAGAUCACGUUGAAGAUUCCCUGCAACAACCGCCACCUCUGAAGUUAUAGAAAUCCAAAUGGCGACUCCGAGGCUAACGAAGCUGCCGAGCAUGAGGGAAAGGGUGGAAGACACGCUUUCUGCUCACCGAAACGAACUCGUCGCUCUCCUUUCUCGAUACGUGGCGCAGGGGAAGAAUAUACUGCAGCCUCACAACCUGAUUGAUGAACUCGACAACAUCAUAGGCGAUGAUUCCUCCAGGCAAAAGCUCCGCGAUGGUCCCUUCAGUGAAGUUCUGAGGACUGCUCAGGAGGGGAUAGUUUCACCUCCUUUUGUUUGUAUAGCCAUACGACCAAGGCCAGGCGUUUGGGAGUUUGUUCGUGUUAAUGUCCAUGAACUCAGUGUCGAUGAGCUGACAGUAUCUGAAUAUCUGCGAUUCAAGGAAGAACUUGUGGAUGGGCACAAUGAUGAUCCUUAUGUUCUUGAACUGGAUUUUGAGCCAUUCAAUGCAUCAUUUCCUCGCCCAACUAGAUCUUCUUCUAUUGGCAAUGGGGUCCAGUUUCUCAAUCGACACCUAUCUUCUGUCAUGUUCCGCAACAAGGAAUCUCUCGAGCCGAUACUUGAUUUCCUUAGAGUGCACACACAUAAGGGCCAUGUAAUGAUGCUGAAUGAUCGGAUACAACAUGUCUCCAGGCUCGAAUCUGCAUUAGCCAAAGCCGAUGAUUAUGUCUCCAAACUUCCACCAGACACGCCGUAUUCUGAGUUUGAAUAUGUUUUGCAAGGGAUGGGUUUUGAGAGAGGCUGGGGAGACACUGCUGCACAUGUUCUGGAGAUGAUGCACCUUCUCUCUGACAUCCUCCAUGCGCCCGAUCCAUCAACUCUUGAAACAUUUUUGGGUAGAAUUCCCAUGGUCUUCAAUGUGGUUAUUUUGUCGGUGCAUGGGUAUUUCGGCCAAGCAAAUGUCCUUGGAUUGCCUGAUACAGGUGGUCAGAUUGUCUAUAUUCUUGAUCAAGUGCGUGCCUUGGAACACGAGAUGAUCCAAAGAAUAAAGAACCAAGGCCUGAAUAUCACUCCCCGUGUUCUAGUCGUUACCAGAUUAAUACCCGACGCAAAAGGCACAUCUUGCAACCAGAGACUCGAAAAGAUUUGUGGAUGUGAGCAUGCACAUAUCUUGCGCGUACCUUUUAGAACCGAGCAUGGGAUUCUCCGCCAAUGGAUAUCAAGGUUUGAUAUCUGGCCAUAUCUGGAGAAGUUUGCAGAGGAUGCUGCAAGUGAGAUUGCUGCCGAACUACAGGGUGUACCUGACCUAAUAAUUGGCAACUACAGCGAUGGAAAUCUUGUGGCUUCUUUGUUAUCUCAUAAGAUGGGAGUCACAGAGUGUACAAUCGCUCAUGCAUUGGAGAAAACUAAAUAUCCAGACUCUGACAUAUACUGGGAGAAAUUUGAGGACAAAUAUCACUUCUCAUGUCAAUUCACUGCUGACCUACUCGCCAUGAAUCAUUCGGAUUUUAUAAUCACCAGCACUUAUCAAGAAAUCGCCGGAACGAAGAAUACAGUUGGCCAGUAUGAGAGCCACACUGCUUUCACUUUGCCGGGAUUAUACCGUGUUGUCCAUGGUGUUGAUGUUUUCGACCCUAAGUUCAACAUAGUUUCACCCGGUGCAGAUGAGACCAUAUACUUUCCAUAUUCAGACAAGGAGAGAAGACUGACUUCUCUCCAUGAAUCCCUUGAAAAACUAAUAUAUGAUCCCCAGCAGACUACUGAGCAUAUUGGGGUGCUGGAAGAUCCAUCAAAGCCAAUAAUCUUCUCAAUGGCAAGGCUCGAUCGGGUCAAGAACAUAACAGGGCUGGUGGAGUUGUAUGCCAAAAAUUCUAAGUUAAGAGAACUGGCUAAUCUCGUCGUGGUGGCAGGCUAUACCGAUGUAAAACAAUCUAGUGACAGGGAAGAAAUUUCAGAAAUCGAGAAGAUGCAUUCGCUUAUAAAGCAAUACAAUUUAGAUGGCCAGCUGAGAUGGAUAACAGCUCAAACGAAUCGAGCACGCAAUGGUGAACUCUAUCGCUAUAUAGCUGACAAGAGAGGAAUUUUUGUUCAGCCUGCAUUCUACGAAGCCUUUGGGCUGACGGUGGUGGAGGCCAUGACCUGCGGCCUCCCCACAUUCGCCACGUGCCACGGAGGCCCAUUGGAGAUCAUUGAAGAUGGUGUAUCCGGAUUUCAUAUCGACCCAUAUCAUCCCGACAAAGCGGCUACCCUCAUGGCUGAUUUCUUCCAGAAAUGCAAUGAAGAUCCAAGCCACUGGGCUAGCAUAUCUGAAGGUGGUCUCAGCAGGAUUUAUGAAAGGUAUACAUGGAAGAUUUACUCUAAGAGGCUGAUGACGUUAGCCGGCGUCUAUGGCUUCUGGAAGCAUGUCUCCAAGCUGGAAAGGCGCGAGACUCGCCGGUAUCUAGAGAUGUUUUAUAUUCUCAAAUUCCGGAAUCUGGUGAAAUCUGUUCCUUUCAGUGCCGAUGGCGCGGUUUAGAAGGGAUCUUGAAAGGUAUGAACCUAUCCUUGUACACGAUGAAUAAAAAGGAAUGUGUAAAAGAUACAUAUCGAGCUUGAAAUUGUUGAUCAGCUUUAUAAGUUAAUAUAAUGCGCGCGGAAGCUACUUAUAUUUAA
Molecule: messenger RNA, 2656 nt
Organism: Andrographis paniculata
Lineage: Eukaryota; Viridiplantae; Streptophyta; Magnoliopsida; Lamiales; Acanthaceae
Product: sucrose synthase 2
Exons: 15
Coding region: 84-2519 (811 amino acids)
Biological process (GO): sucrose metabolic process
Molecular function (GO): sucrose synthase activity
Source: RefSeq, a predicted model, not a curated record